AUGUUCAAUCCGCAAGCUGCUCGCAGGCCGCCUGGCAGCAUGCAGCCCAAUCCUGGCGCUCCUGUCCAAAGUCAAAGUGACAUAAAUGCCAAGGAAAAGCUUGCUGCUUACGUGUAUGAGUAUCUGGUGAAUUCUGGAGCAACGAAAACCGCUGAAGUAUUCAAAGAAGAAGUAUUAAGUGUAAGCUUCCGUAUUCUCAUUUUUACUUAAAG
Strongylus vulgaris is the source of this 212-nucleotide messenger RNA. The record is from the annotation of a GenBank genome assembly. Lineage: Eukaryota; Metazoa; Nematoda; Chromadorea; Rhabditida; Strongylidae.